Vigna angularis (adzuki bean) is the source of this 858-nucleotide messenger RNA. Its product is annotated as protein FAR1-RELATED SEQUENCE 1-like. The transcript has 3 exons. Gene Ontology annotation, biological process: regulation of DNA-templated transcription. The record is from RefSeq and is a predicted model, not a curated record. Bases 1 to 858 code for a protein of 285 amino acids. Gene Ontology annotation, molecular function: zinc ion binding. NCBI's taxonomy places the organism in Eukaryota, Viridiplantae, Streptophyta, Magnoliopsida, Fabales, Fabaceae.
AUGAACACCACUGUUGCAUGUGGCUCUCAGUCACCGAUUGAGAGACAAUUUCAAGUCCAAUACACACAUGCAAAGUUUGAGGAGGUCCAAACAGAGUUCCAUUCAAGGAUGAAUUGUUUCAUCAAAGACACCUUAAAGGACGACUUAUGGAACACUUACACUAUAAAAGAAGAACGAAUGUGGGAAGGUAAUCGUUUACCAGAUAAAUUUUACAAGGUUCAAUUUGAUCCCCUAACACAGACAACCACUUGCUCUUGCCAACUGUUUGAGUUUAGAGGCAUUAUAUGUCGUCAUUCCCUAUUGGUAUUUGGUCAAGAAGAUGUAUACAGUGUUCCCUCACAAUACAUUUUGCGGCGUUGGAGCAAAAAUAUCCGAAGAAGACACACACUAAUAGCAGCAUCGUAUAGUAAUUCCAGUAAUGACCCACGCAUGGAAAGACACAAGAUGUUGUGCAAACGUUUUUAUGAAAUUGCUGAAGUUGCAUGUGAGUCUGAGGUUGCUAGCCAACUAAGAUACGAUACUGGUGCAUGCACGUCAAUUCCACAUAGUCCAGUUGGAACAUCUGAUGUCCUUGUUCACAGUCCUGCAACUGUUAAGCGAAAGGGAUGUCCACGCACAAACAGGUUGAAGUCCACCGUUGAGAAAAGAACCCAAAGAAGAAAGUCAGCUUCAUGUAGAAAGACUUCAACAACACCCACCCUUCAAUGCGGGGCAAGGGCAUCUAAUGUUUGUGAACGUGAUGACCAUGUUCAAUUUCAAGCCGACUCUAUCCAACUAUCACAAGAUACCGAAAUGGGUCAUUUAGGCUUUAUGUCGUUGUUGUCAGCUGUACAUAACAAUUUCGAUAACAUGAGUUGA